AUGACGUCUAAUAUUUGUAAUAUUGAUGAACUUGCGACUUCCUCUUCAACUAAAUCAUCCAUUUCGAUAGAGGAUACAAAAAAUAAAAAACAUAUAGUACUAACUAAUGACUCUGAAUGUUAUGCAUCAUUUAGAAUCGACUUACCACAGUGUAGAGAAUUUCUUAUCGAACCAUCUUUAGAAAAUAUACCACCUUUAAAUAAAAAAAUUGUUACCAUCUCCAAUUGUUGUAAGAAUGAGGCAGGAGGAGUUGUUAAUCAACUUAUGACUACGAAUACAAAGUAUGUCACAGAAUGUGCUGAUUGCAUUACUUUUGGGACCGCAGCUGAAGACAAUAAUACUAGUAAACGUUAUUUAACUAUUAUGUCUCCUGAAGAUGAGGAUAGUGGAAUUGAAAAUUCUAUUUAUGAUAGUAAUAAUAAUGACAUAAAUAUUUCAAUGAAUAGUUUGUCAACAAUUUCACUUGAUAAUAAUACUCUAUCAAGAACUGUUUCAGAAUCUUCUAGUGAGGAUAUCUUUUGUGAGUUAUCUACACCAAUUGUUUUAUUUCAUUGUGGUAAAAGUUAUAUUGUUCAUAAGACAAUUCUUCAAUCAAAGUCAAAAAAAUUUGAUAGAAUAUUUGAAAAAGACAAUGAAAUAUCAUCUUUUAAAAUACCUCGUCCAUUUGUAAGUGAACAUGUUGAUGAGAUGAUCAAUUAUCUAACAGUUAACCUUUGCAAUUUUUCAACUAGAAAUAUUUAUGGUAUUUUACGCCUAGCUCUUUACUAUGAAAUUGAAGAACUUGUUAUGGAUGGAGAAAACUGGGUUGAAGCAAAUUUUUAUUACCUGAAUUUAUCUGUUUUAUAUCAUUUUCUAACUGAAUUUGAAAGGGAAAAUUUAAUAUCCUCUUUACUAGAAUAUAUUAGAACAAAUUUUGAAAAUCUUCUCCAAAAUGAUAUUUUUAUGGAAUUUGAUUUUAUAUUUUUUUCAAAAAUUUUUUGUGAAAUUAUUCUUCCUGAUGUCGAUAUACAUAAAGCAGUUGUUAUUUUUAUGGAAUGGAUUAAUUAUGAUUAUGUUAAACGUUUAUUACAUUUUAAAUGGUUAGUUUCUUUAGAUGAAAUGAGAUUUUUGUCGAAGAAUUUUAUUAUGAAUAUGGGUACUUAUUAUUUUCAUUUUAUGAGUGAUAUUGACUUUAACAUUCAAUAUGUUAUUCUUCUAACUAAAGCUUGUGGUGGUUUGGAAAAAUAA
Messenger RNA from Strongyloides ratti, 1227 nucleotides. Its product is annotated as BTB/POZ-like domain and BTB/POZ fold domain and BTB/POZ domain-containing protein. The record is from RefSeq and is a predicted model, not a curated record. NCBI's taxonomy places the organism in Eukaryota, Metazoa, Nematoda, Chromadorea, Rhabditida, Strongyloididae. The transcript is spliced from 3 exons. Bases 1 to 1227 code for a protein of 408 amino acids. Gene Ontology annotation, molecular function: protein binding.